AUGUCUCCCCCAAACCAAAUCACACUGAGCCCUGCCCAACGAGAGGACCUACUCCGCGGCGGUUCCAAGCAGCAGCAUCAACAGCAAGAAGUAACCGCCAAACUGCCCCUCGGAAAGCAACACACGCACCCGCGAGGCAUUUCGGCCGGCGACGAGGACGCGAGCGUCUCGUUCGUCGGCACCGCGACCACCAUCCUCGAGUGGCAGGGCGUCCGGAUCCUGACGGACCCAAACUUCCUCCACGCCGGAGACCACGUCCACCUCGGGCCGGGGGUGAGCGCCCAGCGCAAAACGGACCCGGCGGUGGACCUCGAGGCGCUCCCGCCGCUCGAUGCUAUUUUGCUCUCGCACUACCACGAGGACCAUUUCGAUCGCCUGGUCGAGGACUCGCUGAAUCGCGACUUUCCCAUCAUCACGACGCCGCAUGCAAAAUCAUGCUUGGCUGCCGAGGGGGGAAAGGAUGAGCCGUUUCGUAGGGUGUGGGAGUUGGACUUUUUCCAGGAUCUGCUGCUCGACAUCGACAACCCGUCGUCGUCGUCGUCGUCUGCUGCGGGGCACAGGCGUCCCGCAAUCAAGGUCACGGGCAUGCCGGGAAAGCACGUCCCGCCUGGGGCUCUGUCGGUAGCCAACGACGUCCUGCAGGCCGUGCCGCCGACCAACGGCUGGAUGCUGGAGCUGGGCUACCGUACUUCUGGGAACCUCGAAGACGACUCGGCGGCGAUCGAGACGGGCUACCGCAUCUACAUCUCGGGCGACACGCUCAUGGUGGACGACCUGAAGAAGAUCCCCGAGUGGCUUGACGAGAAGCGUAUCGAUCUGAUGCUCGUCCACCUGGGAGGAACUACGAUCCCGGGCCCGUCGAUGCCCUUGUUGAUGGUCACGAUGGAUGCGGAGCAAGGGGUGCAGCUCAUGCGCUUGCUUGACCCGGAUGUCACGAUACCUAUCCACUAUGACGAUUAUGAUGUGUUCUUGUCGCCGUUGGAAGACUUUAAGAAUAAAGUGGAUGGGCAGGGGAAGAGGGAUAGGGUGGUGUAUUUGGACAGGGGGGAGCAUUAUCGGUUCAAGGUUAGGGGUUAA
Messenger RNA from Pyricularia grisea, 1077 nucleotides. RefSeq lists its product as uncharacterized. NCBI's taxonomy places the organism in Eukaryota, Fungi, Ascomycota, Sordariomycetes, Magnaporthales, Pyriculariaceae. Bases 1 to 1077 code for a protein of 358 amino acids. The transcript has a single exon. The record is from RefSeq and is a predicted model, not a curated record.